AUGAAAUGGUACCUCAUCGCCAAAGGUCUGCGCGAAGGCACAGACAUCAAGAAGGUUGUCCGCUUAGAUCGCCCAAGGACUCUCAACGAGUUCCUAGCGAUCGCCAAGAUCUACAUCGCCUAUGAAGAAGAGCUGUAUACGGACAACCUCAACAAAUCCAGGAAAGAGGAGCCUGCUGCUGAGUCCUCCAAAAAACCCUUCCACGAGAAGAAGAAGGAAGGCAAGGCUACUCGGGAAGGCAAAAGACCCAACGGUCACUUCACGAAGUACUCUACCUUAGCCAUGUCAGGGGAGAAAAUCCUCGAUGAGAUCGCGGUAGCCGAUCUGAUAGAAGCUGGCAUCAAGCCACCAAAGGCCCCAUCUCAAAAGAGGAAGGGAGUCGACAAAACAAAAUAUUGUCGAUUCCACAAAUGCCAUGGACACACCACUGACGACUGCAUCCAUAUGAAAGAUGUUAUUGAGCUCCUCAUUCAAAGAGGACGACUCAAACAGUUCGUAAAAAACCCAGAAGCAGAAAGAAAAACCGUCGAGCUUAUCGUUGAUGGCUCAGAGCCUGGUAAGACAGUUGCCAUGUCCAUAGAACAUCUCGGUGACUUCCCUGACAACGUGGAAAUCACCCCUUAUUCAUGCACCUGGGAGCAGUUCCCCUCCGCCAACGUUAUCACGGGAGGAACACUGAACGUCUCCAUGGAGAGCAUGAAGAGAAAGUUCGAGGAACUCAUGAGUGUAAACUUGCUAGCCCCCUCCAACCACGGAGGAAGGCCACCUUUGGCGUUCUAUGAUUCAGAACUUCCUGGUGGAGCUUCAAAUUCAGCCAUUCCUUUGCUCGUGCGAGCAUCGAUGGCCAAUUCAGACGUCCGACAAGUCCUAAUUGACACAUGGGCCUUGUGCGACAUCAUGUACACUAGCCUGUUUAAUACUUUUCAACUGGCGGAGAAAAAACUUUCUCCCUACGUUGGAAAUGAACUUUACGGCUUCAACGGGAGAACCGGGCUUGCACAACUAGGGGCCGCAUGUUCAACCGCCCAUCUGAAGUUGAAAUACCAUGCAAAAGAUGGCAUCAUCGCCUCUCUCAACGGAGACAUCGAAGCUGCAAGAAGAUGUUUCCUCCAGGCUAACAAAACCCAGAGCUCGAUUUCCCAAUCCAGAAAACCUGCUGAAGACAAAGGGAAAGCUGCUGCGAGCACUCUGGAUGCCAACUUGGUGGAACUUGAUCCCAGGUUCACCAAGGAAGACCUUAAGGAACAAAAACGGGAAAAGAAGGAUCAGUUCAACUCGAAACUUCUCAGACCUGUUCCUGACGGUGAAUUCGAGCUGGUCCCUUUCGGAGACGACCCCUCGAAAAACUUCAAGAUUGAGGGUCCACUAUAA
Medicago truncatula (barrel medic) is the source of this 1371-nucleotide messenger RNA. RefSeq lists its product as uncharacterized. NCBI's taxonomy places the organism in Eukaryota, Viridiplantae, Streptophyta, Magnoliopsida, Fabales, Fabaceae. The record is from RefSeq and is a predicted model, not a curated record. The transcript is spliced from 2 exons. The coding region runs from base 1 to 1371 and encodes 456 amino acids.